GACCGGCGGCCAUAUUGAGUGUAGCGGCGGCCGGCGAGAGAGACCACCAGCCCUUGUGUCAUUAUGAGCCACUAGUGUACUUAACUAGGAACCUUCCAGAACAACGAGAGCACUACUUCAUCAUGGGAGAGGAUAGAGAAAAGGAAAAGAAUGAAAAAGACCGGGAUGAGAAAAAAGAAAAAGAUCGAGAAAAAGAUGGCAAAGACCGUGAUAAGGACAAAGAUCGUGACAAAGAUAAGGACAGGGAGCGCAAGAAGCGUAGCCGGUCUCGAUCUCGUGAGCGUCGUAAGCACAAAACUAGAUCCAGAUCUCGAGGACGGACAAGAUCUAGAUCACGCUCCAGAGAAGCCAGGAGGAAGGCACGCCGUAAGAAGCCUUCACUGUAUUGGGACAAACCUCCACCAGGUUUUGAACACAUUACACCAAUACAGUACAAAGCAAUGCAAGCUGCUGGGCAGAUCCCAUCCAAUGUGACAGUGCCUCUGAUAGCACCUCCAAGUGCAGGACAGGUACCACCACUAGCAGCAGUUGUUCCCUCAGUUCCAGAGGUUACUAAUGUGCCCCAGCCAGUGCCAGUUGUUGGUUCCACCAUUACAAGACAAGCUCGUCGUCUCUACGUAGGCAACAUUCCGUUUGGUGUGACAGAAGAAGAGAUGAUGGAAUUUUUCAAUCAGCAAAUGCAUCUUGCUGGUCUUGCCCAAGCUGCUGGAAAUCCAGUUCUGGCUUGUCAGGUGAACCUAGACAAGAACUUUGCAUUCUUGGAGUUCAGAUCUAUUGAUGAAACAACUCAAGCAAUUGCUUUUGAUGGUAUUAAUUUUAAAGGCCAAAGUUUAAAAAUCAGACGACCUCAUGAUUAUCAACCAAUGCCAGGCAUGUCAGAGCAUCCCACGCUAACUACCAUGCCAGGUACAACACAGAUUCCAGUUAUUGCAGGUGUGGUUUCAACUGUGGUGCCUGAUUCCCCUCACAAGAUCUUUAUUGGGGGUCUCCCUAACUACCUUAAUGAAGAUCAGGUUAAGGAGCUGCUUAUGUCAUUUGGUCAACUUCGAGCAUUCAACCUGGUGAAGGAUUCUGCUACUGGACUCUCAAAAGGCUAUGCUUUCUGCGAGUACGUUGACGUCAGUCUGACAGAUCAGGCUAUUCAUGGAUUGAAUGGAAUGCAGCUAGGUGAUAAGAAGCUUGUGGUCCAGCGAGCAAGUGUGGGAGCCAAGAAUGCUAAUGCCAUGGCUCAGGCCCCAGUGCAGAUACAGGUUCCUGGCUUACAGCUACAGAGUGGAUCAGGGCCUGCCACUGAGGUGUUGUGUCUCAUGAACAUGGUAAUGCCGGAUGAGUUGAAGGAUGACGAGGAGUACGAAGAUAUCCUUGAGGACAUCCGUGAAGAAUGCAGCCGAUAUGGAAUAGUGCGCUCAGUUGAAAUUCCACGGCCAGUUGAAGGGGUAGAAGUCCCAGGGGUGGGCAAAGUUUUUGUAGAAUUCAAUUCUGUAUUAGACUGCCAGAAAGCUCAGCAAAACCUCACUGGACGCAAGUUUGCUAACAGGGUGGUUGUUACAUCAUACUUUGAUCCUGAUAGAUAUCAUCGACGUGACUUUUAGAUGAGAAAAUAGGUUUCCUAUUUCCAGUUACUGCUUAUGUAACUUUUUUUUUUCUUGGCAGUGCCGGAUAGUUCUGUGAUUCCAAAAUGAAAUGGUAAGGGUUCCCGCAUUUUGAUUAAAAAGGUCAAGACUAAUUUAGCAGCAUGUCAGUUCAUCAGCAUAAUUUGUUUAAAUGUGAGUGCACAAUUACUUUCAAUGAUACAAAUGACUUGGUAUUGUUAAUUUAGAUUAAACACUCACAACUACUAAAAAUACUAGAAUUUUUUUUAAUUUGAAUAGCACUUGUAGAACUUUUGUAAAAGUUUUUUUUAGUUGAACUUUUGUUCAGCUGUAGUGAAGCAGAUGGAAGGUAAUUUUUCCUUCAUGUUGUUUUUAUAAUAUCUUUGGCUGGCAACAUGCCUCAUUGGCUGGCAUCAUGCCUCAUUAUCUUGUAUGAAAUACUUCACAACAUCCCUAUCCUUUUUAGCAUUAAAAUCUCUUGUCAAA
This is a messenger RNA of Homarus americanus (American lobster), 2078 nucleotides long. It is a transcript of the gene U2af50, whose product is annotated as splicing factor U2AF 50 kDa subunit-like. The transcript is spliced from 9 exons. Lineage: Eukaryota; Metazoa; Arthropoda; Malacostraca; Decapoda; Nephropidae. Gene Ontology annotation, cellular component: commitment complex; U2-type prespliceosome; nuclear speck. Gene Ontology annotation, molecular function: poly-pyrimidine tract binding; pre-mRNA 3'-splice site binding. Gene Ontology annotation, biological process: mRNA processing; female sex differentiation. The record is from RefSeq and is a predicted model, not a curated record. Bases 123 to 1592 code for a protein of 489 amino acids.